Messenger RNA from Hydractinia symbiolongicarpus, 1936 nucleotides. RefSeq names its product thyrotropin subunit beta-like. Gene Ontology annotation, cellular component: cytoplasm; extracellular region. Gene Ontology annotation, biological process: G protein-coupled receptor signaling pathway. Gene Ontology annotation, molecular function: hormone activity. Bases 456 to 935 code for a protein of 159 amino acids. Lineage: Eukaryota; Metazoa; Cnidaria; Hydrozoa; Anthoathecata; Hydractiniidae. The record is from RefSeq and is a predicted model, not a curated record. The transcript is spliced from 2 exons.
AUUUACAACAACAGAACAUACAAAGCGUCCUUAUUGUAUAGAUUUUUCAUUGAAUCGUAAUUUCGACAAAAUGAUUCUGCACUUUCUUUGUGUCCAUUUCUAGGACCAUUUUACAAAAUCUGCAAGAAAAGUCCUCCGAAGAAAGACAACACGACUCUCCUUUUUUUUCUAGUAAUUUAAAAAAAUUGUUUUUGUUGUAAAACAAAAGCAGCCAGCAUUGAUUGAAAACAUUGUAUAAAGUGUUAGUGGAUAAUUAAAAGAAUCAAUUGUAAUAAAGCGCUCUUGCUUUAUUAUAAACAUUGAUGAAAUAAACUGUUUGUUCCUUUGUUAGUGACAUGUCUAUCAGAUGCAGCACUGUUCUAUCUACAGGAAAGGAUUAUCUUUAGGCAUGCAUUGCGCAACAGAAAAAUGUUGUCUAAUAACCUUCUUAUUAAAGAGAUAUUAUUACAUUAUACAUGCUCAGCUGUGACAAGGACAAGUAUAAUGGCGCGGUCGGAUACAAUAAAACAGGAAACCAUAUCACGACAGUGACAGAUCCACUUUGGAAAAUUUUGUUGUUCAGGAUGAAGAAUCUGUUGAACAUCUGCGUAUUUCUCUUCACAUGCUAUUCGCAUGUUGCACUUUCAGACACCAAAGAAGUAGGUAAAUGCAGUCCAAAGAAAGCCGUGAUGAAGAUAUAUGAACCUGGUUGCGAUAUAGUGACAGUAAAAAGCUUCCGCUGCCGUGGUUAUUGCAAGUCAUCAUCAGCGUUUUCGAAACUGAACAACACUGAAGAAUUACAAGUUAAAUGUCGAUACUGCGAGGUGAUUCGUUACGACAUUCGAUCUGUGCAGCUUUCGUGUCCUUUACACGAAGUCAAGACAAGAACAAUUGAGUAUCCAGUUGCGACAAAAUGUCGCUGUCGGAGAUGCUCGCAAAAAAUGUUUGACGCUUAGAAUAAACUUUUAUUUGUUUUGUCAAUUAGAUAAUCUUUUAACUAAAUUUAUUUAUUUAUUAGUUGCACUUGUGAAAAGGUUUAUUGUUACUGAUAAAAACGAAAUAACUGUCAAGAAUAUCACAUAUAUGAAUGUUGAGUGGUCUAUGCUUGUAGAGCUAAAUACUAACUGAUUGAGCACCACAAAUAUCUGUAUUUAUCAAUACAACCUAGAGUAUCGAAUAAACAUCUCAUCCUUUUGAUUUUUGAAUUUUUUUUAAGCAACAUUUAGAAUUUAUUAGUAAAAUUAUUGUGUAAAUGUUUUAGUAGGUCAAAAAUAUUUUUUGAGGAAGUUACUUUCUUUUUACAAUUUUGUCUGAUUUAUUUACUUCAGUAAUUUACAAAAACACAUAAAAUCUCAACACUAUAAGCUAAAACUUCAGAGGUGCAUGUACCUCGGAGAUCUCCAUACAUAUACUGAUCUACCUACUUUUGGAUUAUUUUUAAAACGCGCGCAAUUCCAGUGAAAGAGGUGCUCAAGAUUAGGUAUAUACGGGGCUUUCCUGUCAAGUUUACAGUAGUAGUCUGAUAAAUCAGGAAGGUUUAAAUCACUUUUUGCAAAUAGUAAAGAUAAAAUGCGAUGAUAGCCGUGAAUGUCCCAACAUGCUGAUGUCAGCAAAGGGUACAGACGGACAAAACAACGCUCAUAGUCACUGAUCCGAUAUGACGGCGAAGGUUAAAAAUGAAGCCAUGAAGUAAGCAAGCAACAAGACACGAAGGAGAGGACACAACCGACACAGAGUUUUAUUUAGCCAACUAUGAAACACAGAGAAAAAGAUGAACCGCAUUAUCAAUAUAGUAUUACACAUAAUAUAUUCAUAAUAAAAUAACUUUAAGAAAGAAAAGUUUUAGAAUAUCUUGUUUGGUAGACAGCUAGUAAAAAAGAAAUGGUUGCAUGUUUUAAACUUUACUUUGUUUUGACAUUACUAUUUUUAAGUCAUCCAGAAUUCGAAAAUUUGUAAU